ACUGGAAAUAUGCUGAAAGGGGCGGGAUGAAGACUAUGUCAUCAACUCUAGACGCUUUGUUGUUCUUGCGGGACAUAGACCGAGAAAAUCAUUUUUAAUUCGUUGUAAACAACCCGGGUUAAGCAAAGAUACCAUUUCACAUGGUUCGAUAUAAUCAAACGCCAGCCAAUCAUAUAGUUAAACCAAUGUCGGCUGGUGAAAUGUGGCGUAUUUGUUGGACCAAAUCAGUUUAGCAUUGAGCUAGUUAGCUAGCUUUAAAGUUAGCUACUCCUGAGGGUGUCCACUGUCUAGAUUGGAGCGGAAGAAAUUCCAGGCACUGGGAAGAAGGGAAGAAAUCUCAACUGGGAUGCCUUACGCAAGUUAGGAAAAAAUGUAUUUUAAUGUUCCGCCUGUAAUCAUGACACUAUUAACCCGAAGCAUGUGUUCGUUUGACUGAUAUCAAAUUGCAGGAACGAUUUGAUGGUAGCUUUGUAACCGUUAACGUACCAGUUUAGCGAGUUAGCCACGUAGCUAAAGGUACGCAGCCCUCAGUAGGAGGACAUUUAAAAUGGCGGAGGGCUGGCCCAUUCCUUCGGCCCUUGUCUUGAUGCUUUUGAGUUUGAGUGCCUGGGCUCUGGAGUCUUGUCCCGCUCCUUGCUCGUGUUCUAAAGGACAAGAUGCUGUCCAUAUUUUGGACUGCAACAGGAAAAGACUGUCCACGGCUCCUGUGGACCCACCAGAUGGGAUAACACAAGUCACCAUGAAUCACAAUGAGCUGACUGUUCUUCCCUCUCUUGGAGAUGUUUCCUCAAAUAUCACCUCAAUUUCAUUAGUCCACAAUCGGAUCUCAGAGCUGUUGAUGCAUCAGCUGCAGCCAUACGUUUCCUUGGAGACACUGGACCUGACAUCCAACUCAAUCUCUGAGCUCAAAGUUGGAUCCUUCCCCUCCAUGCAGCUGAAAUAUCUGAAUUUGAGUAAUAACAAGAUCAGCGUCCUCGAGCCUGGCUGCUUUGAAAACAUCUCCAGUUCCCUGCUGGUGCUGAAGCUGAACAGGAACAGAUUAGCUGUGCUGCCAUCCAAAGUCUUCAAACUUCCACAGCUUCAGUUUCUUGAAAUGAAGCGUAACAAGAUCAAGAUAGUGGACAGUCUGACAUUUAAAGGGAUGGAGUCACUAAGGUCACUGAAGAUGCAAAGGAACAGCAUCACUAAGCUCAUGGAUGGAGCUUUUUUUGGACUUAACAACAUUGAAGAACUAGAGCUGGAGCACAAUAACCUAACAGAGGUCAACAAAGGCUGGCUCUAUGGACUGCGCAUGCUGCGUAUCCUGCGGGUCAGCCAGAAUGCUGUCGGCAUCAUCCGACCAGACGCCUGGGAGUUUUGCCAAAAGCUGGAAGAACUAGACUUGUCCUUCAAUCAUCUGACCAGACUUGAGGAGACGGCCUUCGUAGGAUUAGGACUCCUGGAGAACCUGAACCUCGGAGAGAACUCCAUCAUCCAUUUGGGAGAGGGAGUGUUCAGUGGCCUGGCAAGUCUGCGCACCCUGGAUAUCCGCAAUAAUGAAAUCUCCUGGGCCAUUGAAGACUCCAUUGGUGUGUUUAAUGGAAUGAAGAAGCUGAACACACUGAUCCUACAGCAGAAUAAAAUCAAAUCAAUCACUAAGAAAGCGUUUGAGGAUCUGGAGGAGCUGGAGCACCUUGACCUCAGCAAGAAUGGCAUCAUGUCGAUACACCCCGAGGCGUUGUCCCAUAUGAAUCUCAAAGUGUUUGUCCUGAACACGAGCAGCCUGCUGUGUGACUGCCACAUGCAGUGGUUGGGGCCUUGGCUGACUGCCAGCCAGUUCCAGCAGUCGGUCUCUGCUAUCUGUGCUCAUCCUGCCAGCCUACUUGGUCACAAUGUCCUGUCCAUCAGCCCGGAAAAGUUUGUUUGUGAUGAUUUCCCCAAGCCUCUGAUCUCAACUCACCCAGAGACGCAUGUGGCACUGCGGGGGAACAACGUGACUCUGAGCUGCGUUGCGUCCAGCAGCAGUGAUUCGCCAAUGACAACAGCUUGGCGGAAGGAUGGGGAGGUGCUGUAUGAUGCAGAAGUGCAAAACUACGCCCGGUACCAGGAGGGAGAACUGAUCUACACCACUGUGCUUCACCUCCUCAAUGUCAACUUCACUGAUGAGGGACGCUACCAGUGUGUGGUCUCCAAUCACUUUGGCUCCAACUACUCCAACAGGGCCAAGCUUACUGUCAAUGAGCUGCCAUCCUUUCUUAAGACUCCCAUGGAUCUGACGAUCCGGACUGGGACUAUGGCCCGGCUGGAGUGUGCUGCUGAAGGCCAUCCAUCACCCCAGAUUGCUUGGCAGAAGGAUGGAGGCACUGACUUCCCUGCUGCCCGGGAGCGCAGGAUGCACGUGAUGCCAGAUGAUGACAUCUUCUUCAUUGCUAACGUGAAGACGGAAGACAUGGGAGUGUACAGCUGUACAGCUCAAAAUGCAGCUGGCAGCCUGUCUGCAAACGCUACUCUCACUGUCCUGGAAACUCCAUCCUUCAUGCGGCCGCUGGAAGACAGAACCGUGGCCCGUGGUGAAACUGCUGUGCUUCAGUGUAUAGCUGGAGGCAGCCCAGCCCCUCGUCUCAACUGGACCAAAGAUGACGGGCCUCUGGUACUCACCGAGCGCCACUUCUUUGCUGCAGCCAACCAGCUCCUUAUCAUAGUUGAUGCUGGUCAUGCUGAUGCUGGGAAAUACACCUGCAUCAUGUCUAAUACUCUGGGAACAGAACGUGGUCACAUCUACCUCAGCGUCUCACCAUCACCAAACUGUGAUACCGGCUCGGGAUACGACCAGGACGGCUGGACCACCGUGGGCAUUGUGGUGAUUGUGGUGGUGUGUUGUGUGGUCGGGACCUCGCUGGUCUGGGUCAUUGUAAUCUAUCACAUGCGCAGGAAAAGUGAGGACUACAGUAUCACCAACACAGAUGAGAUGAAUUUGCCAGCAGACAUCCCCAGCUACCUGUCCUCUCAGGGUACUUUGUCAGAGCCUCAGGAAGGUUACAGUACCUCUGAGGCAGGCAGCCACCAGCAGCUCAUGCCUCCUCUCUCCAAUGGAUACAUCCAUAAGGGCACAGAUGGUGUGUGUUAUGGAGACACGGGCAGCGAGGUGGAAACUGAGGGGAAUGGCAUGCUGCACUGCAGGGUUGGCUCUUUGUUCACUGGCCGUAGCAGCUUUCACCCUGGAGAGCCCCGCGAGGGACUAGUUGGACUCUCCACAGGUGGUGCAGCUCCUCUGGUCAUCUGCUCCGACUGCUACGACAACGCAAACAUCUACUCUCGCACCAGGGAGUACUGCCCCUACGCCUAUCUGGGGGAGGACGACCCGCUGGACAGGACUCUACCGGGCCUGAAGGAGAGCUUCAGCGAGCAUGCCCAGCACGAGGACACGGCACUGGAGAGCCUCAUCAGCAACCUGGACUCCUCCGUCUUUCUCGCCUCGCACGACAAAAGGUUGAGCAGCCACACUCCCCCGGAGCGUUAUGCUAAUGAUUCUCUCAGCAGGUCCUUCUGGGAUGAAGGGGAAGAUCCGUCCUCGAAACCCCCAACAGGCGCAUCCCAGCGCCCAGUAACAGUACACAGGACACCACCUCUGGCCUCCACUGCCGACGGGGCAGAGGAACCGAGCGGGGCGGAGGCAGACUUCUUUUCCAGCCAAUUAACACAGGACCACAGAAGUGCCUCUAACAGGACUAACCCUCAGGAGCAUCCUGCUCCCACAUAAGUCCUUUCGCUCCGCCCACGUUCUGCUCCGGACUCCUCGUUGCUGCACCCCCACCUCCCUUCACCCACUACCUCCAAAGAGACUCCUUACAUUCUGCCAAAGAUGCUCUCUUGUAUGUUUACAUUCCCCUUUCGCUCAAGAGGACAUACUAUCGUUCUCCACAGUGGAGAAAACCGUUGCGUCAGACUGGAGAAACGGACCAUUGAUUAAAUGGCCCUCCUCCUUGACCCCUCUGCAGGACCCUCUUCUCCCACAUCCCUCACUUUUCUUUGUUCUCUUUCUAGAGAAAGCUAUGAAUGUAUGCUUUUAAAGAGCCAUGUCGGAUGCUGCCGUGAGAGGAGGCCACGACAUGGUCGAGUCUUUACAAGCUCUCUCUCCUCCGUCCCUGCCGCUGUGGCGCUGAAAUGUUGUGCCAGUGGCCGUCACACUGGCAGUUUUGUCUCAUCAUUCCUCGUACAGACACCUGUUUGAGCAGCCUACAUGAAAUUCAAACUACCUUUUCCCAAGUGGGGAAAAUGGAUGUUAAAACAGCUGACAAUUGUUGUUCCCUGACCAGCAGUUUGUGGUUGUUAAUAUAGGAAAGAAAAUAUGUCCUACAUUCCCACAGCCAUCCUGACAAAACUGACUCAAAACUAUGCUAUCUGGACGGUGACACCAAAAUGCGGUGUAUAUUAUGAAUAUAUCCUAUAUCAUCUUUAUCUGAUCUUGUUUUUUGUUGUCCUAUGUCAAACGCAAUUGCUAAUUCCUUCAUUUUAUGUCUUUUGUAAUGAUAAGCAGUUUGGAGAGAAAGCGUACAAUUUCUUUUGCACAUGUGACAAUCAUGGUUUUGCUGGCUAUUUUCUAAUGGUUGUCUGUUGGAUGGCCUUUUUAACAAGCAUUUUCAGUAACCUCGAUCAGGUGAUAUUAUGGCUUAUAUACAGUAUGCACUGAUUUGUUUUCCCCCUUUAUCCUAUCUUCCAGGCACUUAAUUUAAUGGUGGUAAACUUUGUUAUGCAGUGUGCAUGCCGUUUUUUAAAUUGUGAGGAUUUAUCAUCACAGUUUUAUCUCUAAAAGCUCAUGAUCCUUCCGUAGAUAUUGAUUAAGCCUAGAUUUUCACUUGGGACUGUGAAAAAUGAAAAUGUAUUGUAUUAUUUUAUAUAUGUAUGUAUGUAUGUAUGUAUGUAUGUACAUAAUGCUAGUAAUCUAUUGAAUUCCAUGUUUUACUAGCCCAUUUGCAGAAAGGUUUGAGACAUAAGCUGCAGUAAUUUUAAGCUUCUUCAUGUUAUGCCUUUUAUUGACAUAGCGUUAUCCUGAAGUUUUAAGCUCUUUGUUCAGGGAACAAGAUGAACACCUUUUUCUUGAGAAAUUAGUGUAAUUUUCGUCCUUACAGAAAGACAGUGACCAAACUGUUCCGUUUCCACGUCUGCUAUUAAAUUGCUUUGAGGAUUUGGAAAUGUAAAUGCCUCUCGUGUGAAAGAACGUGGUCUCGUUUAAUCAGAUUUGAUGUCAUGAGUUGUCCUUAAAAAAAUAGUUAUGUAUAUAUAAUUUAUAUUAAGCAAAUUACAUUCAGUUGUCAGUUUCAUAGGUACACCGAACUAGUGCACUCUUAAUACAGCAGUCUCUAAAUCCAACCUUCAUAACUUUAUGGUUAUUUUGGAGGAUGUUUGUGGUGCUGUUGAAUUGUAGUUUGUAUUGAGUUAUACCAAAAGGUGCUUCAAUUAUUUGAAUGUAAUACAGUUCAGCAGCACCACAACCUACUCAAAUAAUCAACACCGCUCUGAAACCGAUUCAACAAAAACUGAACAUUAAAACCUUUUUUAUGAAGGUUGGAUUUAUUUCAGGACUGUUGUGUCGCACUACAAUAGUUUUAGCUUGGUGUACCUAAUAAACUGGCAACUGAGUGAUAUCAUUCUCCAUUGACAUGAUGUCUGACAACAAUAUUUGAAAGUUUAUUUUUGUUAUUGUCAUUUCUGGUAUGUUGAUAAUCUGUACUGCUACUUUCUGCUCUUUUAUUUUGGAACAAGAAAGGGUUUGUCAUGUUCCUUUUCACGCUUUUUUUUUUUUUUG
Molecule: messenger RNA, 5785 nt
Organism: Perca fluviatilis (European perch)
Lineage: Eukaryota; Metazoa; Chordata; Actinopteri; Perciformes; Percidae
Gene: lrig2
Product: leucine-rich repeats and immunoglobulin-like domains 2
Exons: 18
Coding region: 548-3739 (1063 amino acids)
Molecular function (GO): protein binding
Source: RefSeq, a predicted model, not a curated record